UCUCAAUUAAUUGAAACACAUACAAUGUGUUUCAUUCAAACGUAAACAUCUUUUGGGUCAAUGUAGGUUAAUUCACAUAGUUUUAAUUAUAAAAGAAACUAAAGAUUUAAAUUCUGCAAUAGCAUCGUAAUAACAAAGGAGGACGAUGAGUUUUAGUCAGCGGAAAUUAGAGUCCGUGUUAAAGGAGAUUAACCGUGAGCUACAGGACGAGGGUGUUCUAACUGAACGACUUACUCAGGAUAUAUGGACUAAUCUCAUGUCAAACCUUCUUCAGGGUGAAUAUGUUCUGUCUCUACCCAUCCGACAAAACCUUCAAGACCAUAUACGCAAGCGGAGGCAGGAUAAAAUCUACACCUUUGCUAGAAUCAUUCAGCGAUUAGACGAGAUAUUAGAUAAAUAUAUACCGCCUCCAAACCUGGAAGACGGUUUCCCGAAGAAAGGCAAACAGGCCAAAGGAGUUUCAAAGGAAACACAGAGGGAUAAGAAAUAUAGUCCACCACAGGUUGCCAAGCAUGUCUCACAUACAGACAGGAACAUUGAAAGACCCGAAGAGCGGUCGACCAAUGUUAACGUCCAAACACAUUCAAAUCCAGGCGGUGAUACCAUUACACACACUGAAAGAAUAGAUCUAAAAUCUAGAGCACCAGAAGCGAGGACGCCAAACUUGCAAUCAAUGCGAUUGUCCAAGCAUGAGGUUGCCACUCAGAUUCGCCAGAACAGUUUUGCACCGGAGGUUGAUCGAGUUUCCAUGCACGACAUGUCCAUUGAAACAGACAAGGAGGAACAUUUUGAAGAAGACGACGUGUCACGUGAGGAGUAUUUGAAAAUGAAAGCAAACCAAAGCGUUCUCAAGAAAACUGUCGAGGAUCAGCAGACAAAAAUUAAACGUCUUGAAGAAAGCGUCAGUCAGCAGGAGAAGAAAAGGCUAGAGUUACUGGAUGAAAUAAAGUCACUGGGUGCAGAUAGGUCGGAUAAGAUUGAUGUGUACAGAAAGGCUGAAAUGGAAAUAAAGUUUCUUCGAAACGAGUUGCAAAUAAAAGAGAAAUCUCUUCAACUGAGUUUGAUUGAAAGAAACGAACUUCUCGACAGGUUAAGUGCUGUGGCAUCUUCUAAAAUGAAACACUCCAAUACAAUACCUCUGCUAGAGGAGUUAGAUGGAUUCACCAGACCUACACAAGUUGCUGACAAAUAUUCAAAGUUGUACGAGACGGAGUGGAUGGACGCACUGAAUAUUCUGACUCUUGAAAUGAAGGAGGAAAAGGCAAGCAUGAGCUGGCUCCUGGACAUUCUUCGGGAAAGCUACGCCUUUUGUUUGAUGACGAAUGAGGGCCAUGUCAAACUGAUGGUUGAAAAUUUGUGUUAUCCGUUUACAAGAACAUCAGAAAUCAGAGAAUCGGACAGAUUUUCAAUUGACGACUCUACGAGGCAGAUGAUUUUAGAACUUAAGAAAGCCAAAGCAAAUGAAUCAGUGGCCCAAGUACAGGUGCAAUUCAUCAAACACAUACAACGCUCCAAAAAAGAAUAUGGAAAAGAUAAGACAAUGAAAAAACUAACACCGUAUAUGGACAGAUGCUCCGAGCUUUGCUGGUACAUGGUCAACCAGAACCCUCCAGUCUGUCUGGAUGAGACAGUCAGACAGUCUGGGGAUGAGUUUGAAAGAGAAUCAUACAGGUUUUACAGCCACUCAGGGACCACACUUGACUAUAUCAUCUGGCCAGCCCUUUAUCUGGCAUCACAGGAAGGUUUCCUACUGGUGCGAGGAGUUGCACAGCCGAAGCAGGAAGGCGUAGCUUUGAGAAUAGCGUCAUCAAUGUCAUCGACUUCCAGAAUAUCAUACAAUACGUCAUGAGCGAUGUAUUUAGUUGAUCCUAUCAGUUUAGAUAUGAACUCUGAUCGUCGUUAUCGGGGUGUGCUUCCGGUAUAGAUGUGCGAUCCUUUUUUAGCUUUUCGAUUGUUCUGUUAAAAAAAUAAAAUUCAUUUUAAAUAAAGUGCGUCUGAGCUAUUAAUAUUUUGAUGAACAGGAAAAUGCUGAUAAGAAUUUCUGAUGUUUAGAUUAGAAACCGUAUGACGUACCAUUGAAGAUGAAUAGAACAGUUAUCAUUUGAAAUUGAACUAAAUAUGUGAAAAUUAUGAAUUUGAAAUUAUAUGUACACUUAGUGACAAUUAUGAUAUCAUUCUUGAAAUAUAACUACAAAUAAAAAUAACA
Molecule: messenger RNA, 2206 nt
Organism: Mya arenaria
Lineage: Eukaryota; Metazoa; Mollusca; Bivalvia; Myida; Myidae
Exons: 13
Coding region: 146-1849 (567 amino acids)
Biological process (GO): mitophagy by internal vacuole formation; mitochondrial protein catabolic process
Cellular component (GO): mitochondrial outer membrane
Source: RefSeq, a predicted model, not a curated record